Messenger RNA from Caenorhabditis bovis, 1335 nucleotides. NCBI's taxonomy places the organism in Eukaryota, Metazoa, Nematoda, Chromadorea, Rhabditida, Rhabditidae. The record is from the annotation of a GenBank genome assembly.
AUGCUGAAAAGGUCCGGAGAGUAUGAACCUCCAUUGGGAAAAAUAUGGAGCAGAUCUGAAAGUCGAACAUGGACGAUUUUAAUGUUUACUGGAACUUGUGUGCUGUACGCAGCGAGAGCUUCUCUACCGAUUUGCGCAGCUGUAAUUGCGAAAGAUUUCGCAUGGAACAAAACCGACUCGGGAACCGUUCUAUCCUGCUUUUUUUGGGGAUACGCCUUCACACAAGUGUUCGCUGGUCGAAUAGCAGAUACCUACGGAGCUGAAAAUAUCCUACCGUUUACAAGUUUGGCAUGGACAAUGCUCACAUUCUUCACCCCGCAUCUAUUCGAUCUGGCCUAUUCGUCAGAAUUUCCACUUUUCAUUCUCUUGGUUGUUCGCGUGCUCACUGGCGUUUUCCAAGCGUUCCAUAUCCCUUCUUUGGCUUCAAUCGUUGCCAAACACCUUUCGGCCAACGACAAAGGCCGCGUGUUCGGCAUCGUUCUCGCCGGAUCACAUUGUGGAACGGUUUUAGCUGGCGCGUUUGGAAGCAUUCUUCUUGAAUGGGCCGGCUGGCGAACACUUUUUCAUUUCGUCGGAGUUAUCUCUCUUCUAUGGUGUUGGAUGUUCAAAUGGUUGUUGGAUGAUAGGAAAAGCUCAUUGCGGCGAUCUUCGCCAAUCCCUGACGAAGAGAUUCUCCUCAAUAAGAAGCAUGAUUCCCACGAAUCCCACCUGACAAUCGCGCCGGUGCAGCCAGUUCCCUGGAUGAAACUGUUCAAGCAUCCAGCAUUCUGGGCUGCGGCGAUCGCUCAAUACACCGGCGGAAACUCGUAUUCAAUUCUAUUCAAUUGGCUUCCAUCAUAUUUCCAUGAAACAUUCCCCAAUGAAAAAGGGGUUGUUUACAAUGUGGUCCCUUCGCUCGCCAUCGUUGUCACUUCAUUAGUCGCCCCAUAUUUAGCAUCGAAAACAUUGGCAUCGGGAAAAUCGGUGACGUAUACAAGGAAGCUUAUGGAAGGCGCGAGCUUGAUCGGUAUCGCCGUCUGCCUAAUUCUCGUUUCGAUGACGUCAUACUUCUGGAUGACACUUCUGAUUUUCACGUUGGCCAUGGCCGCACGUGGUUUGCAUCAUGGUGGCGUCUCAGUGAACCCGCAUGACUUCGCGCCAAACUACGCGGGAUCGGUUUUCGGGGUAUUCAAUGCUUGUGGAGCCAUCACCGGUUUCGUCGGCGUCUACGUCGCUGGCCACAUCUUAGAAGCCACCAAUAAUAAUUGGUCGUACGUAUUUAUUGUCACCGCCGUGCAAUGCGUCCUCGGCGCAAUUGUGUAUGUCUUAUUGGGAAUGGGUCAAAAAAUUAUCUAA